This is a messenger RNA of Anopheles gambiae (African malaria mosquito), 810 nucleotides long. RefSeq names its product protein TEX261. The transcript is spliced from 3 exons. Gene Ontology annotation, biological process: endoplasmic reticulum to Golgi vesicle-mediated transport. NCBI's taxonomy places the organism in Eukaryota, Metazoa, Arthropoda, Insecta, Diptera, Culicidae. The coding region runs from base 70 to 672 and encodes 200 amino acids. Gene Ontology annotation, molecular function: COPII receptor activity. Gene Ontology annotation, cellular component: COPII-coated ER to Golgi transport vesicle; endoplasmic reticulum membrane; Golgi membrane. The record is from RefSeq and is a predicted model, not a curated record.
CUCCCGGAGGAUUCUGUUGUGUCCCCUAUUCUGUCGUAAGUAAAUCCCCCGCGAAAAAUCCCGUCGAAAAUGUCCUUCCUCGGGCUGCUGAGCUACGUUUCGCUGCUGGUGCAGAUCUGCUUCGUAACCGUCUCGAUCGCUGCCGGCCUGUACUAUCUAGCCGAGCUGGUAGAGGAGUACACGGUCAUCGCGAAGAAAGUCAUCAGCUGGAUGGUGGCCGUGACGGCCUGCCUGUACGUGAUAUUCAUCUUUACCGAACACUUCAGCUGGACGAUGGUGCUGUGCGGGCUGGGCGCCCAGGCACUGCACGGGCUCAUCCUGACCGAUUUCCCGUACGUGCGGUUUCUUUCGCCCGCCUUUAUCGGGGCGGUCGGGCUGCUGGUCGGCAACCACUAUCUGGCCUUCGUCUACUUCCAGCUGCAGUACCACGCGUUCACGGAAGUGUUGGCGUACUUUACCCUCUGCCUGUGGUUGGUGCCAUUCGCGCUGUUUGUGUCCCUGUCCGCCAACGACAAUGUGCUGCCAACGAGCAACGAACGGACGCAUUUGCUCAGUGGCAAUGACGACGUGGUGACGAAUUACUUCUCUAGCCGUAAAAAGAUGGGCCUGCUUUCGCUGUUCAGCUACGCGAAGGAAAGCCUGCUGCCGGAACGCAACAAGAAAGCGUUCUAGUCCGCGACCACGAAUCGAAACAUUCAGUAGCCAUCGGUUCGCUCUUGUAUAUUAUUUCUAUUUAUUAUGAACGAAGAAGAAAAAAAAGCAAAACUCCAAGAUAGGAAUAAUAAAAAAGCAAUCAAAUGACACAACACA